Molecule: messenger RNA, 8640 nt
Organism: Coregonus sp. 'balchen'
Lineage: Eukaryota; Metazoa; Chordata; Actinopteri; Salmoniformes; Salmonidae
Source: the annotation of a GenBank genome assembly
UUCGAUUACCAGGAGCUGCUCCAUAACUCCAGCUUCUGCCUGGUGCCCCGCGGUCGCAGGCUGGGCUCCUUUCGCUUUCUCGAGGCCCUCCAGGUACGUGGAUUGACGUUUCUCCGACAAAAACCCUGUCCCUCCGAGGCUCUUGGAAACGGGUGCUAGUCGUCGGUACGGCAGCCGGGUUUGGAGCCUGUGAGUUGUGCAGACCCUGCAGUCUGCCAGGCCUGAUGCUUGGGUUAUUGGUAUUGACAACCUGUCAUCUUUUCAGAAACAGCUGCAGAAGAGUUCUGUACUACAGAUACAGAAGAAACCUAUUUUUAUCUCAACACCUCCCACUUUCAUUAACACCUGAUCUCCUCCUCCUCUCAGGCAUGUUUAUUUGGACUGACAGUAGCCAGUCCCACUGAGCCUCUAUAGAAGUAUCUUAGGAUUGUUUGUUACUUGGAACCAUCCCAUUGUGGAUGUGCAUGUGUCUCUAUAUCGACAGAGGAAGUUAUGGACAUCCAGAUACACUGAGGCCUGCAUGUCUAAAAAGUAAAGAAUGAAGGAAGUAGCCUAUAAUUUCUACCCCAUUUCUACGGGGGGUCAGUGCAGCAGUUAGGCAGACACUGUAGGUAACAAUUUAAAUUUAUGAAUAAUCAUCUCACAGAGUACCGACUGAGAGCUAGCUGGAAUUACGGCCCCCAAAUGGUGCGUUCUGUGCUGCCUUUUAAGUGUGAGGCAGUUGCAUUCCGCACCCAGAUUUCAGAGGGGACACUUUGAAAAAGGAACAUCAAAAGGCUUUUAGACAUGACACAGAUUGAGCUUUGAUAUUAUGAGGCAGCCCUCUCCCAUUUGUCCUCUCUACACGUCAGUGAGGCUCAAACAAGGGCUGUUAUGCCGAUGGGUGGAAGGAAAAGACUGGGGCUGGUGUGGCAGCAGACAAUGAUUUGUUUCCCUCCAACAGCAGAGGGGAGAGAGGGGAGGGGGAGAGGGGAGGAGAGGAGAAUGAAAGGAGGGGAGGGGGAGAGGGGAGGAGAGGAGAAUGAAAGGAGAGGAGGGGGGAAGAGGGGAGGAGAGUGGAAAGAAGAGGGAGAGGAGAGGGAGAUGAGAUGAGUGGGAAAGGAGAGGAGAGUGAUGAUGCCACGACACUGAGCCAAGCCAUGCAAAUCACUAAAGAGCAGAGGGGAUUUAAACACAGACAGGCCACCACCAAUCCUGGACUUGGCAUUUCUCACAAAGCCCCCCUAAGCCCCAAAUGAGUGUCAACUUUUAAUGAUGGAGAUCCAAGUCUCACUUGAAAUUUAAACAUGGUUUCAUGGUUCUGCACAGUUCAGUAUGCUGCCUUGGCUUUUAUUAUUUUAGUAUACAGUAUGUAUGAUCGAUGACUACAAAACACAUCAAAUUAGAUCCCUCUAAAUGCAGUGCCACUGUAUAGGAAAUUAAAAGGGAUUCUGAUGAAGUAGGUGAUAUGAAUGUAUCCGUAAGUGCUAACACACACAUUUAAACACAUGUUAUUCUCCCUAAAUAUGGUUGCCACUUCGGUUUUCUCACCUCUGAGCAUCCAUUAAAAGUUAAUCCUUUGUAAACUUACCUUGAUAAAGAAUUUGAUUCCCGUAAAAGCCUGGCUUUAAGUUUGUGAUAAGGAGGUUUGUGUUGCUAUGGUGUUUAUUUUAACGGAAUUGUGUAAACAGGUUUAAGGAGCAGGGUUGUAGGUGCCAGAGCACGGGGGAGAGGUGCUUCCUCACCUUUUACAUGGAGCUGGUAGAACUAUUUCUGGAAAAUGUAUUCUGAUAAAUUCAAAAUAAAUUAUAUUUAAUUACCACAAAAAUUCAAUGAAAAACAAUAGAAAGACAAACCAAAUAAAUAGCCUUUGUAUAGCAGCCUUGAGGUAGGUAAAUGGUGGUUUCUUCCCCGUCUUCUUUUUAGAAAUUUUAGCAAAUGUAUAAAAAAAAAUAGAUACCUUAUUUACAUAAGUAUUCAGACCCUUUGCAAUGAGAUUCGAAAUUGAGCUCAGGUGCAUCCUGUUUCCAUUGAUCAUUACAUUUACAUUUACAUAAUUUAGCAGACGCUCUUAUCCAGAGCGACUUACAAAUUGGUGCAUUCAACUGAUGAUAGCCAGUGGGACAACCACUUUUAUUUUUAUUUUUUUAUGGGGGGGGUGGGGGAGGGAGGGGUUGAAGCAUUACUUUUAUACUAUUCCAGUUAUUCCUUAAAGAGGUAGGGUUUCAAGUGUCUCCGGAAGGUGGUCAGUGACUCCGCUGUCCUGGCGUUGUGGGGGAGCUUGUUCCACCAUUGGGGUGCCAGAGCAGCGAAUAGCUUUGACUGGGCUGAGCGGGAACUGUGCUUUCGUAGAGGUAGGGGGAGCUAGCAGGCCAGAGGUGGAUGAACGUAGUGCCCUCGUUUGGGUGUAGGGUCUGAUCAGAGCCUGAAGGUAAGGAGGUGCCGUUCCCCUCACAGCUCCGUAGGCAAGCACCAUGGUCUGGUAGUAGAUGCGAGCCUCAACUGGAAGCCAGUGGAGUGUGCGGAGGAGCGGGGUGACAUGAGAGAACUUGGGAAGGUUGAACACCAGACAGGCUGCAGUGUUCUGGAUAACUUGUAGGGGUUUAAUGGCACAGGCAGGGAACCCAGCCAACAGCGAGUUGCAGUAAUCCAGACGGGAGAUGACAAGUGCCUGGAUUAGGACCUGUGCCGCUUUCUGUGUGAGGUACGGGUCGUACUCUGCGAAUGUUGUAGAGCAUGAACCUGCAGGAUCGGGUCACCGCUUUGACGUUAGCGGAGAACGACAGGGUGUUGUCCAGGGUCAAGCCAAGGUUCUUUGCACUCUGGUAGGAGGACACAAUGGAGUUGUCAACCGUGAUGGCGAGAUCAUGGAAUGGGCAGUCCUUCCCCGGGAGGAAGAGCAGCUCCGUCUUGCCGAGGUUCAGCUUGAGGUGAUGAUCCGACAUCCACACUAAUAUGUCUGCCAGACAUGCAGAGAUGCGAUUCGCCACCUGGUUAUCAGAAGGGGGAAAGGAGAAAAUUAAUUGUGUGUCAUCUGCGUAGCAAUGAUAGGAGAGACCAUGUGAGGAUAUGACAGAGCCAAGUGACUUGGUGUAUAGAGAGAAUAGGAGAGGGCCUAGAACUGAGCCCUGGGGGACACCAGUGGUGAGAGCACAUGGUGCGGAGACAGAUUCUCGCCACGCCACCUGGUAGGAGCGACCUGUCAGGUAGGACGCAAUCCAAGAGUGAGCUGCGCCGGAGAUGCCCAACUCGGAGAGGGUGGAGAGGAGGAUCUGAUGGUUCACAGUAUCAAAGGCAGCAGACAGGUCUAGAAGGAUAAGAGCGGAGGAGAGAGAGUUAGCUUUAGCAGUGCGGAGAGCCUCCGUGACACAGAGAAGAGCAGUCUCAGUUGAAUGACCAGUCUUGAAACCUGACUGGUUUGGAUCAAGAAGGUCAUUCUGAGAGAGAUAGCAGGAGAGUUGGCUAGAGACGGCACGCUCAAGAGUUUUGGAAAGAAAAGAAAGAAGGGAUACUGGUUUGUAGUUGUUGACAUCGGAGGGAUCGAGUGUAGGUUUUUUGAGGAGGGGUGCAACUCUCGCUCUCUUGAAGACGGAAGGGACAUGGCCAGCGGUCAAGGAUGAGUUGAUGAGCGAGGUGAGGUAAGGGAGAAGGUCUCCGGAAAUGGUCUGGAGAAGAGAGGAGGGGAUAGGGUCAAGCGGACAGGUUGUUGGGCGGCCGGCCGUCACAAGUCGCAAGAUUUCAUCUGGAGAGAGACGGGAGAAAGAAGUCAAAGCAUAGGGUAGGGCAGUGUGAGCAGGAACAGCGGUGUCAUUUGACUUAAUAAAUGAGGAUCAUUUAUCAUCCUUGAGAUGUUUCUACAACUUGAUUGGAGUCCACCUGUGGUAAAUUAAAUUGAUUGGACAUUAUUUGGAAAGGAACACACCUGUCUAUAUAAGGUCCCACAGUUGACAGUGCAUGUCAGAGCAAAAACUAAGCCAUGAGGUCGAAGGAAUUGUCCAUAGAGCUCCGAGACAGGAUUGUGUCGAGGCACAGAUCUGGGGAAGGGUACCAAAACAUUUCUGCAGUAUUGAAGGUCCCCAAGAACACAGUGGCCUCCAUCAUUCUUAAAUGAAAUAAGUUUGGAACCACCAAGACUCUUCCUAGAGCCGGCCACCCGGCCAAACUGAGCAAUCGGGGGAGGAAGGGCCUUCAGUCUUAAAUUAGACUAUAGUCUACAAAUAGCUAUAUACCACAUAGUCGUAGGCCUAUUAGGCUAUACUGAAAAUGAUUAUUGUUUGUUCCUGAACUGGCCGAAUGGCAUAGCUAUCCUUCAACACCACAAGUUGGUUCAACAUUGCACGAUCCUGGCGCUGUCCUUUCAGCAGCACGAAGGGCCCUCCAAUCACUUAAAAUAACACUCAAGAUCUGUUGCCUACGCCUAAUAGUCCUAAUCAUCACUUAUAAUUGUUGUUACAAAUAGAAGAUUAUCACUUACAGAACCGACAAUAGCAUAGCAUGGUAGGCCUAUAACAACAUUACUAUUACACCAAAAACACCUCAUUUCUAAUGAGAUUUUAGGAUGGUUAGCUGAAGCUGAAUAGUAAAAAAAAAAAUAUAUAUAUAUAUAUAUAUAUAUAAUGCGCCAAAACUCAACAGAGCGGGUAGGAUAUAUGCUUUAAUUGAAACAAUAUAGAAGAAAGGCUAAUCGUUUUAGCACCAUUGUCACGGAUUCUGCCGAGGCUGCCCCUCCUUGCUCGGGCAGGCUUCGGCGUUCGUCGUCACCGGAAUACUAGCUACUGCCGAUCUAUGUUCUAUGUUCUACCUGUUGUUGUCUGAUUGUCACACACCUGUUUCCCAUCGUGUAAUUACUCCUUCCCUAUUUAACCCGGUGGCUCCCAUUGUGUUUUGUGCGUGUUUGUUAUUUCGUUUCGUGUGUCAUUUGGUGAGCGGGUUUGCUCCUUCCUGUGUGGAGGUACUUUAUAUUUGUUUCUUUACUUGUUAGUAAAGUACGUUUUCAUUGAGUUCUGUGUCCUGCGCCUGACUUCGACCCACCGCAUUACACUGACACUCGUGACAACCAUCUACUCAAAUUCACUCACGAAACAGUAAUUCAAGAAGAUCUAAAUGCAUAUUCCGAUAAACCUGAUUGAUAUCAAAAAUACAUCUUGAGACAAUGUGUGUGGGUAUAGAAUUAUGUUAUAUAGAAUUACAGUGGGGGAAAAAAGUAUUUAGUCAGCCACCAAUUGUGCAAGUUCUCCCACUUAAAAAGAUGAGAGAGGCCUGUAAUUUUCAUCAUAGGUACACGUCAACUAUGACAGACAAAUGGAGAAAAAAAUAUCCAGAAAAUCACAUUGUAGGAUUUUGUAUGAAUAUAUUUGCAAAUUAUGGUGGAAAAUAAGUAUUUGGUCACCUACAAACAAGCAAGAUUUCUGGCUCUUCUGUCAAGCAAGAUUAAGAGGCUCCCCUGUCCUCCACUCGUUACCUGUAUUAAUGGCACCUGUUUGAACUUGUUAUCAGUAUAAAAGACACCUGUCCACAACCUCAAACAGUCACACUCCAAACUCCACUAUGGCCAAGACCAAAGAGCUGUCAAAGGACACCAGAAACAAAAUUGUAGACCUGCACCAGGCUGGGAAGACUGAAUCUGCAAUAGGUAAGCAGCUUGGUUUGAAGAAAUCAACUGUGGGAGCAAUUAUUAGGAAAUGGAAGACAUACAAGACCACUGAUAAUCUCCCUCGAUCUGGGGCUCCACGCAAGAUCUCACCCAGUGGGGUCAAAAUGAUCACAAGAACGGUGAGCAAAAAUCCCAGAACCACACGGGGGGACCUAGUGAAUGACCUGCAGAGAGCUGGGACCAAAGUAACAAAGCCUACCAUCAGUAACACACUACGCCGCCAGGGACUCAAAUCCUGCAGUGCCAGACGUGUCCCCCUGCUUAAGCCAGUACAUGUCCAGGCCCGUCUGCAGUUUGCUAGAGUGCAUUUGGAUGAUCCAGAAGAGGAUUGGGAGAAUGUCAUAUGGUCAGAUGAAACCAAAAUAUAACUGUUUGGUAAAAACUCAACUCGUCGUGUUUGGAGGACAAAGAAUGCUGAGUUGCAUCCAAAGAACACCAUACCUACUGUGAAGCAUGGGGGGGGGGAAACAUCAUGCUUUGGGGCUGUUUUUCUGCAAAGGGACCAGGAUGACUGAUCCGUGUAAAGGAAAGAAUGAAUGGGGCCAUGUAUUGUGAGAUUUUGAGUGAAAACCUCCUUCCAUCAGCAAGGGCAUUGAAGAUGAAACGUGGCUGGGUCUUUCAGCAUGACAAUGAUCCCAAACACACCGCCCGGGCAACGAAGGAGUGGCUUCGUAAGAAGCAUUUCAAGGUCCUGGAGUGGCCUAGCCAGUCUCCAGAUCUCAACCCCAUAGAAAAUCUUUGGAGGGAGUUGAAAGUCUGUGUUGCCCAGCGACAGCCCCAAAACAUCACUGCUCUAGAGGAGAUCUGCAUGGAGGAAUGGGCCAAAAUACCAGCAACAGUGUGUGAAAACCUUUGAAAACGUUUGACCUGUGUCAUUGCCAACAAAGGGUAUAUAACAAAGUAUUGAGAAACUUUUGUUAUUGACCAAAUACUUAUUUUCCACCAUAAUUUGCAAAUAAAUUCAUUAAAAAUCCUACAAUGUGAUUUUCUGGAAUUUUUUUUCCUCAUUUUGUCUGUCAUAGUUGACGUGUACCUAUGAUGAAAAUGACAGGCAUCUCUCAUCUUUUUAAGUGGGAGAACUUGCACAAUUGGUGGCUGACUAAAUACUUUUUUCCCCACUGUAUAUAUUCAAUAGGCUACAUCUGUCGGUACAAACUUUGAUUGAGGAAAAGAUGACGUCAUUUACAUUUUUUAUUUCGCGCUCCCUCACCUAAAGAACAUUGCACUACACCACUGUUAAGGAGUGAAACUAUUUCUCACUUCCAUUAUAAAGGUGCAGCUUUGAGGUAAACAACAAGUUUUUCUGAAUAUUAAAACAGGCUCAGUGAGUGAUGAACUAUGUUCAACAAACAAUGAAAACAGAACUUUAUCUAAAAAUAUAUCUAAUUACGCACCUAUUUGUUUGUGAUGCUAGUAACUCAUUCUCUGCACUAAUGAUAAGACCCAAUGGGUUCAACUAAAUAACGUUAUACAAUACGCUCUACUAUUGUGUGACUAACAUUCCACCUUUUACUCUGUAUGACAGGGCAUUCAAAUUAACCUGUUUGUAGACAUGACUACAAAGAAAUCUGCAUAUGCAUAUUCUAUUACCACUGACCCUCUCUGUGCUUCCUCCCCCUGGGCUACCGUCCUCCUCCCCCAGGCUGCCUGUAUCCCUGUCCUACUGAGCAACGGCUGGGAGCUGCCUUUCUCUGAGAUCAUCGACUGGAGCAAAGCAGCUGUCAUCGGGGAUGAGAGGCUCCUACUGCAGGUAACUACUGAUGGAGACAACCUCCCUAUGACACUUCUCUCUCUCACUCUCACUCUCUCUUUCUCAUGCUAUUAUACUGUACCUUAUGCUGUACCUUAUGCUAGAACACAAGUCAUUCACAACUCACAUUGGGCUCUAAAGUAGCCCUUAGUUACGACCACUGGGAUGGAUAACUUUUACCGCUCUCUCCAAAUGAAUAUAUUAAUACAUUUUUGCAAACAUACUACACUAACUUUUUGGGGGGUCAACAUUGUCCUAUCACAGCACUCCUGUUUGCUGUAAUAUUCUGUAACCUCAAACUACUCUCGUGUAUCACUCCGCAUUAGUCGCAGGUUGACGUUUAUUGGGGUGAGUCUUGUCCUUGAGGCAGAACUGAGCGAUUUCCCGCUAGUUGGGCCAGCUGCAAAGUAAAAAUUCAUGAUUUUUUUUUGUUGCUUUUUGGUUAUAAUUGAAGGUUGGGGUUAGCAGUGUGGUUAGGUUUAAAAUCUGAUUUUAGUGACAACUCUGCAGAGCUGCACAUUCCUACAGUUACCUUUUGUUAGCUUCAUCAACUAGCCAUUCUUCAACUUCACACACUAUACCAGGGUUCUUCAAUUCCGGUCCUGGAGGGCCGAAACACUUCUGUUUUUUAUUUCUACCUGGUAGUUAAUUGCACUCACCUGGUGUCCCAGGUCUGAAUUAGCCCCUGAUUAGAAGGAGAGGAUAAAAACAGAGGUGUUUCGGCCCUCCAGGACCGGAAUUGAAGAACCCUGCACUAUACCAAGUAUCCAGAAUUAAAGGAAGUGAUUCCUCAUCUUGCCAGUCACACCUACGGUUUCAGAGGGUCUUGUUUGCAAGGGGGUGUGAUGAAAUGCUAGUAUACCUGCACAUAUUAAUCCACCCCACCCCUGCACCCACCUGCCCGUCUCCCAUAUGUCUCCCAGAGCAAGGGCCCUGUAUCAAUAAACUAUCCCAUUAAUUAUGUCAUGAUGUUUAUAUUCUUUAAUUACUGAACUUAUUAGCAGCUGAUGUGGCGAAAAGGAAGAGGUUUGAUUUACGAUAGGCAAAAUGUCACCCAGAACAUGAAAGUAAAUGAGGAAAUGAUGUGUGCCGAGAUACGACAGGAUUUCACUCGAAGGUGUCAUUCCCCUUCUUGUCUCAGCUCCACCCCCCACUUAUGAAAUCAGCGCAAUUAUUAGAGGAGCUGCCUGCUGCCGUUGACCUGGGAACGACCUAUGGUUCUAUUGAAACCCGACACAUUUAUUUGAUCUCAGACUAC